AUCGCCCCAUACUCGAACCUCGUCGCGAACUCGCUGUCGACCUUCGGAGUGCCACCGUUGUUCGAACGAUCACAACUCCGGGGUCAGUGUUGUGUGGGGCAUGUUGAUAAAGUACACAUCCAGAGAGCACGUUGGCACCAGCACCGGGGAAUGUGUGGUUUGCGUGGAAGUUGCUGCAAGCCUAGAACAUAGCGAAAGACGACUACGUGGCACACUGCGCAGUAGCUGAUAGUGCACCGAAAAGCCAACAGAACGGCGGCGAAAGUAGAGUAUACUGGAAAAUGGGUGACUCGGGCGAGAGUGUCUCACCUUCGGUGAUUCCGCUGACCGACGGCGAUGCCGACGAUGCACCGCCGAAAGACAAAGGCCUGUGGCGAGAUCUGGUUGCCUAUUGGAUAUUGGGUUUGUGCAACAACUACGGCUACGUGGUGAUGCUGACGGCCGCACACGACAUUCUGAAGGACCUGGAGGAGGGUGACGAUCACGCCAAAAGUGCACUGAAUGCAUUCAGUGUACACAACACGACGACGGCCCGCUCGGACGACGUCACGUACGGAUACGAAACGCGGCCCUGCAACAAGCUAUCGACCGGCGCAAUUCUGCUGGCGGACAUCCUGCCAGCGUUGGCUGUCAAAUCAAUUGCAUCGUUCUUCCCGCUGGCCAAGCAUAUACGGAUAUUCCUGUGUGUCGUUGCGGCGGCGGCCGGGUUCCUGCUAACGGCAUUUGCCACCGUCCAGUGGGUCCUGUUCCUGGGCGUGAUAUCGACAUCGUUCUCCUCCGGUCUCGGCGAAGCCACAUUCCUGGCGUAUGCAACGUACUUCAACAAGAACGUCAUUUCAACGUGGUCCUCCGGCACGGGUGGCGCAGGAAUUGCCGGAUCACUCUCGUACACCGGGCUCACCGAGCUCGGGCUGACGCCAAAGACUACCAUUCUCAUUAUGCUGGUCGUGCCGGCCCUCGAAGCGGUGGCAUUUUGGGUGUUGCUGCGCCACAAAGACACAAGCAAACCGGCCCUGCCGGAGGAAGCGGAGGGCAAGGAAAUCGACUACAGCACGCUGCCAGAAGAGGAACGCCCGCUGGAGAACUGGAGUCAGCGAUUGCGCUACAUUCCAUCGCUGUUCAUCUACAUGAUCCCACUGAUUUUGGUGUACCUUCUGGAGUACUUUAUCAAUCAGGGCUUGUUCGAGCUGCUCUACUUCCCCGGCAUCUGGCUGUCGCAAUCGGGACAGUACCGUUGGUAUCAGGUGAUCUACCAGAUCGGUGUGUUCAUAUCGCGAUCGUCGGUCAACCUCAUCCAGUUCCGGCACGUGUGGAUCAUGGCGGUGCUGCAGUUCGUUAACGUGGUGUACUUCACCUUCGAGGCGGUUUACUUCUUCACACCAUCGAUCUGGAUCAUCUUCGUGCUCAUUCUCUGGGAGGGACUGCUUGGCGGUGGCGGCUAUGUGAACACCUUCUAUCGCCUGCAGACGGAGGUGCCCGCUGCCCGCCGCGAGUACGCCAUGAUGGUGACGUCCAUCUCGGACUCGGUCGGCAUUGCGCUGGCCGGUGUUGCUGCCAUACCGUCACACAAUGCAAUCUGUGAUCUGCCGGUGCCCGAUCGGUUAUUGUAGUCGCUAAACGAAU
This is a messenger RNA of Anopheles bellator, 1623 nucleotides long. RefSeq names its product battenin (gene Cln3). Gene Ontology annotation, cellular component: lysosome; membrane. Gene Ontology annotation, biological process: regulation of intracellular pH; lysosome organization. The transcript has 5 exons. Bases 282 to 1610 code for a protein of 442 amino acids. The record is from RefSeq and is a predicted model, not a curated record. Lineage: Eukaryota; Metazoa; Arthropoda; Insecta; Diptera; Culicidae.